Molecule: messenger RNA, 2597 nt
Organism: Schistocerca piceifrons (Central American locust)
Lineage: Eukaryota; Metazoa; Arthropoda; Insecta; Orthoptera; Acrididae
Gene: Caper
Product: RNA-binding protein 39
Exons: 14
Coding region: 706-2286 (526 amino acids)
Biological process (GO): mRNA processing
Cellular component (GO): nucleus
Molecular function (GO): RNA binding
Source: RefSeq, a predicted model, not a curated record
UUUCGUGAGUCAGCAGCAAUUAUUAUUUCACGAUUUAUGCUAGUGAGUCUCGCGAAUUGAUAAUUUUUAAGAUUUUGUGAGUCGGCCAUCGUUUCUUCAUGUAUUGCAUUUUCAUAGAACCUUGAUACGCUACCAUUUGGAAACGUGUUGCUCUUCCAUUCUGCUCUGCAAACGAAGUGAAAUUGAUUUCGUAACACGGUGCUACGUAAAUGAGUCUGUCUGUCGCUGAAGACUGUGUCAUAACCAUUUGUAGCUCAGCACUUGGCUGUAACGGUAGAUUUAGUUUUUCCUAAGUUUUGUAAUACAGUAAACAUUCAUGGACGAAAGUACCAUAGUAGUAUAGGUGUUUCUCAGGCUGUGUAACCUCCAGCGCUGGUUGUAAAUCGGACGACGGAAGCCAUUGUUCUUUGGUUUAACUUUGCAUUUAUGUACUUUUGAGUUCCUUGUGGAUUUGUCCAUCAUAAAAAUGGCCGAAGAUUUUGAUGUAGAAGCAAUGUUGGAAGCGCCGUAUAAGAAAGGAACCCUUACAUGUCACAGCUUGGCUCAGAUCCGAGCCUCAGCUCCGGGCAGGGGCCCAAAGCACAGAGGUACAACAAAAAUUUAGUUAGGGUCCCCAAGAUGAGUAUGCGACUCUUAUCCAAGAGGCGAUUCUUCGGUGGAUCAAGACUGAUUCCAGGAAACAGUGGAUGUAAAAGCCUUGUUUAAAUGCUUCCAGUUUCACUAAAAUGUGUAAUCACAUUUUGGCAUACAGUGAAAGCGGAUGACGCUGGGAGCAACAAAACAACAGUGAAGGAAAAUGGCACAUCAAGCAGUCAUCGAUCAUCAGGGAAAAGCAAACAUCGGAGUCGCAGUAGGUCCCGUGAUAAAGGACGUCAUCGGAGCCGGUCUAGAGAUCGCCACCGUGACCAUCACCGGGACCAUGAGAAGAGACGCAGCAGGGACCGAGAUCGCCAUGACAAAGAAAGGAGGAGGAGUCUCGUGACCGGCGAACGUGAACGUGAAAGGGAAAAGGAAAAGGAGAAGGAAAGGGAGAGAGAACGAGAACGAGAGAGGGAAAAGGAGAGGGAAAGGGAACGAGAAAGGCGGAAAAGAUCUUUGUCACCUAUUGUGCUUCCUCGUGCAAGAGACAAGUACCCUUUCAGAAAAGGAGUCUCACCACUAGGAUUGGGUGCCACUGAUGAUCUUGCUCCUGAAGAACGUGAUGCACGGACUGUCUUUUGCAUGCAGUUAUCACAGAGAAUCAGAGCAAGAGACCUGGAAGAAUUUUUCUCAUCUGUUGGAAAAGUUAGAGACGUCAGGCUUAUCACUUGCAACAAAACUCGCCGUUUUAAAGGCAUAGCUUAUGUUGAAUUCAGGGAUCCUGAAUCUGUCCCUUUGGCACUUGGUUUGUCAGGACAAAAGCUGCUUGGUAUUCCCAUUAUAGUCCAGCACACUCAGGCUGAGAAAAACAGGGCAGGCAAUACAAUGCCAAAUAUGGUUGUGCCUAAAGGAAACAGUGGCCCAAUGAGACUUUAUGUGGGGUCUCUGCACUUUAAUAUUACAGAAGAUAUGCUGCGCGGUAUUUUUGAACCUUUUGGAAAGAUUGACAAUAUCCAGUUGAUCAUAGACCCAGAGACAGGAAGGUCGAAAGGCUAUGGGUUCCUGACGUUUCACAAUGCUGAAGAUGCCAAGAAAGCACUAGAGCAGCUGAAUGGAUUUGAAUUGGCUGGCCGUCCUAUGAAGGUGGGAAAUGUAACUGAGAGAUCAGAUUCUGCUCAGGGUACGUCGAUAUUGGACAGUGAUGAAUUAGACAGGACAGGAAUUGAUCUUGGUGCGACUGGCAGAUUGCAGCUGAUGUGCAAGUUAGCAGAAGGUACAGGAAUGCAGAUUCCUCAGGCUGCAGCAACAGCAUUAAACUUAAAUUCUGCUGGAGCUCUCCCAAUGCAGCAAACGACACCCCCAAUUGCCACACAGUGCUUUAUGUUGGCAAACAUGUUUGACCCGUCUACGGAAACCAAUCCAAAUUGGGAUAUCGAAAUUAGGGAUGAUGUGAUAGAAGAGUGUAACAAACAUGGUGGUGUCUUGCAUGUUUAUGUAGACAAAGCAUCAUUACAAGGAAAUGUCUAUGUAAAGUGCCCCUCAAUCAGCACAGCUGUGGCAGCAGUGAACUCGUUACACGGCAGGUGGUUUGCAGGUAGAGUAAUAACAGCAGCAUAUGUCCCACUAAUUAAUUACCACAGCUUAUUCCCAGAUGCAAUGACAGCACUACAGUUAUUAAUGCCAUCAGCUGCGAGAAGAGGGAUGUGAAAUUGACUGAAAAUGCCAAAAAACAAAUGACACUAGACUGUGAGAUCACAUUUGUGAUAAUUAUGUGGCACAGGAACACAUAGGGUGCAUUCUGAAAAUCAGCUUGUUUCAGAAUGUGUGUGUUGUGUCAACAUGUGAAAUUUAUUCUGUAUAUAAUGAAUAUUUGAUGAAUGUGUGAGAUAUUAGUGUAUGUUAAUAUUUUUAUGUUGUUUAAACUUUUUAUGUUAGGAGAAUGAGAGUAUUUCUAUGUUGUAAUGUGUUUAUCUUUUUGUACAGUUGCAUUGUACUGAAGUAAAGCACUGACUUUGUGA